Pectinophora gossypiella (pink bollworm) is the source of this 1294-nucleotide messenger RNA. Its product is annotated as UDP-glucose 4-epimerase-like. Gene Ontology annotation, molecular function: UDP-glucose 4-epimerase activity. The transcript is spliced from 8 exons. Gene Ontology annotation, cellular component: cytosol. NCBI's taxonomy places the organism in Eukaryota, Metazoa, Arthropoda, Insecta, Lepidoptera, Gelechiidae. Bases 166 to 1248 code for a protein of 360 amino acids. Gene Ontology annotation, biological process: beta-D-galactose catabolic process via UDP-galactose, Leloir pathway. The record is from RefSeq and is a predicted model, not a curated record.
CUCCACGUUAGAUGCGUGCGCGCAGAGGGGCGGCCCGAACGCGCUUACUAGUUAUACCUUAGUUUAUUAAGCUUAUUUAUUUAAUAUUAAGUAGAGUGUAGUGUGGCGUGACUCGUGAGUUGAUGGGGCUAUCGGAUCCAACGAACAACGUAAGGAAAAUCUAAAAUGCCGAAAUUAAAAACUAUUCUCGUAACGGGUGGAGCGGGCUACAUUGGCAGCCAUUGCGUGGUGGAUCUGCUGGAAGCCGGACAUGACGUCAUUGCGAUAGACAACUUUGCAAACGCAGUAGGUGAUGAAGAUGGAUCCCCGGCAUUGAGACGAGCUGAAGAGAUCACGGGAAAGACGAUCGUGUUUUACAAAGCGGACUUACUGGAUAAACCCCAGAUUAACGACAUUUUUGACAAGCAUAAAAUUGACUGCGUAAUCCACUUUGCGGCGUUGAAAGCUGUCGGAGAAUCGAUGCAACAACCACUUCUAUACUACCAGAACAAUCUACUUGGGAUGCUCAACUUACUAGAGAUUAUGCGUGCACAUGAUUGCUACCAAAUGGUGUUUUCGUCAUCCUGCACGGUGUAUGGCGAGCCAGAAUUUGUGCCGAUCACGGAGAAUCACCCUACAGGCAGCAUCACUAACGUCUACGGGAGAACUAAGUAUUUUAUCGAAGAGAUGCUGAAAGAUUUGAGUGCUGCUGAUAAGAAAUGGAACAUAAUAGCGCUCCGGUACUUCAACCCGGUGGGCGCGCACCCGUCAGGACUAAUAGGCGAGGAUCCCACCAAGGAGUUCACCAACCUGAUGCCCUUCAUGGCGCAGGUGGCUCUGGGCAAGAAACCGGUUCUGACCGUCUUCGGCAACGAUUAUAAUACUCCUGAUGGAACUGGUGUACGAGAUUACAUUCACGUGAUGGAUCUGGCCAGCGGGCACGUAGCAGCGCUAAACUUACUCGCUGGCAACCAUAUCGGUCUUAAAGUAUAUAACUUGGGGACCGGCAAAGGCGUAUCUGUCAAGGAGUUGGUCGACAUUUUCGAGAGCGUGACAGGCACCAAGAUCCCGUUGAAGUACGUGGAUAGAAGACUUGGCGACAUCACGGCGUUGUGGGCUGACGCUUCCCUCGCCAAGGAGGAGCUCGGAUGGAGCACGCGGUACAGCAUUGAGGAGAUGUGCACCGACUUCUGGCGAUGGCAGACGAUGAACCCAGACGGGUACCCCAAGAAGAACAAGACCACCGUCAUUGUCAAUGGGAAGAGUUAACGCCACUUAGAUCGUAUCUCAUUAUUACAUAAGGAUUUUAUUUAUA